AUGCUCUGGUGGCAGGACUUGAACUCAACAUGUGGCGGUGACCGGACCCACAUCAAUCAGGCAGGGCAAAGAAUACACAUUCGGACACGCGACUGCGUCCCGGAAACCGCCCGGACCGACCAUCAGCGCCGACGCCGACGCCGGGGCAGCAUAGUCCAAGGAUCCGACGAGGGUGCACGCACCAGCCCACGAGGCUACGGACGGACGAUGCUCGCAUAUGGUGUCGUGGCUGGGGAAGGUACUGAGACAUGCACGGCGGGCGCCGGCUCAUUGCUGCUCGAGUUCGCCACGCUCUUGCGACUAGUCGGCGUCCCGAUCUACGAGGUCCGUCCUACGCGUGAUCGCCUGGCUCAGGCCGGCGGACAGUACAACCUCAUCGAUUGCACACCCUCCUUCAAACGGGAUGUCAAACAUAUGCUCGCGUUCGACUUGGUCAAAUCCGACGGAUCGCGGGCUCAAUCCACCCCCAUCACCGCCAAGGGUACCUUAUCACCCCAACCACUAACGCUGCCGAAGAUCAGCCGGAUCAUGGGCUCAAUCCACGCCCAUCACCGCCAAGGGUACCUAAUCACCCCAACCACUAACCUCGCCAAAGAAAUCAUCCGCAAGUACCUCAAGCACAAUCCUGAUCAAGCUCGUAAGUGGCUCUUGGUCCAGCUCCCUCUGAAAGCUUCGAUUGGUCAGGAGGGCGAGCGUCGGCUGACCGAGGCCGUCAGUCCCCAGAAGGAUGUCAACGGCUUCCAUGCGUACAACCUCGGACUGCUCAGCUCCAGGGGCUCCGAGCCACUCUUUAACCCGUGCACCCCCGCCGGGGUCAUCAGAUUGAUCGACUCUACCGGCUUUCAACUCUCCUGUAAGCAUGCCGUCGUCUUGGGCCGGAGUGAUAUCGUUGGCACCCCAGUCUGCUCUCUUCUCCGUUGCAAAAAUGCCACCGUCACCCAGUGCCAUAGUAUUACACCUACUCCUCUAGGAGAAGGUAAAUCUACCAAUGCUAUCGGCCUGGUCCAAGCCCUCUUUUGCAACCGUACGACAGCCUUCCCAGGGCCCAACAUUCAGAAUCAAAGGUGGCGCGGCUGGCAGUGGAUACAGUCUGUCAAGAAAACCGAUACAGUUUGA
Puccinia triticina is the source of this 1116-nucleotide messenger RNA. RefSeq lists its product as uncharacterized. Lineage: Eukaryota; Fungi; Basidiomycota; Pucciniomycetes; Pucciniales; Pucciniaceae. Gene Ontology annotation, molecular function: methylenetetrahydrofolate dehydrogenase (NADP+) activity; methenyltetrahydrofolate cyclohydrolase activity. The record is from RefSeq and is a predicted model, not a curated record. Gene Ontology annotation, cellular component: cytosol. Gene Ontology annotation, biological process: tetrahydrofolate interconversion. The transcript is spliced from 7 exons. The coding region runs from base 1 to 1116 and encodes 371 amino acids.